Callorhinus ursinus (northern fur seal) is the source of this 1474-nucleotide messenger RNA. The record is from RefSeq and is a predicted model, not a curated record. NCBI's taxonomy places the organism in Eukaryota, Metazoa, Chordata, Mammalia, Carnivora, Otariidae.
GCCGCGGGCUGGGCGGGGCGCCGAGGAUCACGAGUGCGCGAGCGCGGGCGGCCAGCUGAGCUGCGGCCCCGACUCUUCUCCGCGGGUGCGCGGCCAUGCUACGGAAGUGGAUCCUCUCUCGGCUUCUGGUGCCGCUCCUGCUCGGCCCAGGCCUCGUGCACAGCUCCAGCCCUCUGCCCCUGGUCCUCAACACUUGGCCUUUUAGGAAUGCAACCGAAGCAGCGUGGAGGACAUUAGCAUCUGGAGGUUCUACCCUGGAUGCAGUUGAGCAGGGCUGUGCCGUGUGUGAGAGGGAGCAAUGUGACGGCACUGUGGGCUUUGGAGGGAGUCCCGAUGAGCUUGGAGAAACCACACUGGACGCCAUGAUCAUGGACGGCACUACUAUGAACGUAGGAGCGGUAGGAGAUCUCAGGCGAAUUAAAAACGCAAUCGGUGUGGCUCGGAAAGUGCUAGAACAUACAGCACACACGCUGUUAGUGGGAGAGUCAGCCACCAAGUUUGCUGAAAGUAUGGGGUUUAUCAGUGAGGACUUAUCUACCAAUACUUCUCGAGCCCUUCAUUCAGAUUGGCUUGCUCGGAAUUGCCAGCCAAAUUACUGGAGGAAUGUUGUACCAGAUGCUUCAAAAUACUGUGGACCUUACAAACCACAUAGUAUCUUAAAGCAAGAAGGUCCUUCCCAUAAAGAAACAGGAAAUAACCACGGUCAUGAUACAAUUGGCAUGGUUGUAGUCCAUAAGAUGGGACGUACUGCUGCUGGUACAUCUACAAAUGGUUUAAAAUUCAAAAUACCUGGUCGAGUAGGAGAUUCGCCAAUACCUGGAGCUGGCGCCUAUGCGGAUGACAGCGCGGGAACGGCUGCAGCCACUGGCGAUGGGGAUAUACUGAUGCGUUUUCUGCCCAGCUACCAAGCUGUAGAAUAUAUGAGAAGAGGAGAAGAUCCAACCAUAGCUUGCCAGAAAGUGAUUUCCAGAAUUCAGAAGUAUUUUCCAAACUUCUUUGGGGCUGUUAUAUGUGCCAAUGUGACUGGAAGUUAUGGACUCCUUGGCCCCUGAUCCUGUUUUGCCUCCACAUGGCUGCUCAGAACUGUGCACCAACACAGAGCUGCGUGUCAGCUCAUCUCUGCCAACGGCGGCAUUCAUAUACACCUCCAGACUCUCCUACCUCCUCCCCACUGCAUCUCCCCCACAAGAAAAGAAACCCAGGGCAGGAAGAACAUCACUGAAACGUGUUCCUGAGCCCACCUACUUAUGGUGUGAAAUUUUACUUACGGGUGACUGAUUUAUUUCUCAGUCGCUGUCUAUUAUUCAAAAACUGGCUUCUCAUACCCUCUUAUUUUUUAAGACCUUUUCAAGAGCUUACAAGCCACGGUGAUCAACUAAACACGGGCUUAUUUCCUUUCCCUCGACUACUUUCAAAUGACUUAAAAAUGAAGAAGAAUCAAAAUAAGCCCACAACAUCAAAAAAAAAAAAAAAA